CCGCUCAAGUGCCAUUUUUCUGCGCGUGUGCAAAAGCGUGUGGAAAGCGCAACACUGUGUCAAUAGUCGUACAGCUGUUGAUUUGUCUUGUCAUCAAUUUGCUUUCUUGUUGUGCGGUCUCUGUUUAAUGAGAUUGCUCAUCCUGUUUAAUCGCGAACAAACGAAGUUAGUCAGCUUAUAAUAACGAACGUUCCCACACAGCAAGAGCAGAGGACAUCGUCUCUACGACCUGACUCAUUCCAAUUUUUCACUCCACGCCUCAAGAUCUUCAUUAAACGAAAGUGCUUCCACAAGUUAACGAAGAAUGGCGAGCAUGGAUUAUGGAUCUCUUGAUUAUCGUCCUCUGCCUGAAUAUCCGACACCUUUUUAUCCGCGUUUUAAAAGCGGUUCUCGAGCAGAUCACCAGCUGCCUGCACGUUGUCAUGUUAUUUACCCAGGUCUUUCUGCAUUCAAACAACCAUCUUCACAGGUUAGAACAUUGUUACCUUAUCCUAAAUAUUCUCCAUAUUAUCCCUUGAUUGGCGCAGUUCUUGAUGGCGAACCUUCAGCUUUUAGAUCCGCUCAUAAACCUACAGGAAAAUCUGCAUUUGAACCAACACAAACUGGUCAUGCAACAAACCAGCUCUUUUUCAAUGAUCGUCGUGUUUGUACGUGCAAUUGUACAUUACCAUCCCAACGUUCAUCCACCAAGCACCCUGUGUGUACCCCAGAGUACUACAGCUGGCUCAUCCCGUCCGACAGAUACUCUCACUCGUCCGACGACCUUCCGAUCGGUUUCCGUUUAUCAUCGCUCUCCACUCGUCCCUAUCCGAUACUCUCCCGACGACUCGACGAAAGCGACAAGCGACCAGCUCCGAAGCGUUUCCAGUGUCCUCAUUGUGAGAAAUCAUUCGGCAAGUCCUCGCAUCUUCGCGACCAUAUCCGAACACACACCGGAGAUCGUCCGUACAGGUGCGAAUACUGCGAUAAAGCAUUCACUCAAUAUUCGAACUUGCGUACCCAUACGAGAAUUCAUACCGGGGAAAGGCCAUAUCGCUGCACACAUUGCAGUAAAAGUUUCACUCAAGCGGUGACUUUACGAAGCCAUACGAGAACUCACCUCGGGGAAAAGACCUACAACUGUAAACAGUGUCCCAAAUCGUUUGCCUGCUUUUCGGGUUUAAAGGGCCACAUUCGGGUGCAUGAAGGCUCGCAAGAGUCAAGCUGUGAUACAGACCGUAAACUAAAUAUUAAACAAGAGGUUACGGAAGAUGACGUCUGAAUCAUGAAGGCGAUGAAGUCUGAAUAAUGAAGGCGAUGAAGUCAAAUAAUAACUGAGAUUAUUUGUUAAUAUUUCCAACAAGAACUGUAAAUAGUUGUACACUUUUGUGAAUAAAUCCUAUUUAAAUAAACGUUUCUAUAUCUAUU
This is a messenger RNA of Dendronephthya gigantea, 1407 nucleotides long. RefSeq names its product zinc finger protein 551-like. Gene Ontology annotation, molecular function: RNA polymerase II cis-regulatory region sequence-specific DNA binding; DNA-binding transcription factor activity, RNA polymerase II-specific. The record is from RefSeq and is a predicted model, not a curated record. The transcript has 4 exons. The coding region runs from base 305 to 1261 and encodes 318 amino acids. NCBI's taxonomy places the organism in Eukaryota, Metazoa, Cnidaria, Anthozoa, Malacalcyonacea, Nephtheidae. Gene Ontology annotation, biological process: regulation of transcription by RNA polymerase II.